Molecule: messenger RNA, 2281 nt
Organism: Zophobas morio
Lineage: Eukaryota; Metazoa; Arthropoda; Insecta; Coleoptera; Tenebrionidae
Product: glucose dehydrogenase [FAD, quinone]-like
Exons: 4
Coding region: 258-2117 (619 amino acids)
Molecular function (GO): oxidoreductase activity, acting on CH-OH group of donors; flavin adenine dinucleotide binding
Source: RefSeq, a predicted model, not a curated record
CAACAAGCUGAAAACCAUACAAAUAGCUUAGAAAUUCCAAGAAUAUUUUAAUUACAACACAUUUGUGUGAAACAAGUACAUAGCUGGUGCAUAAAUUUUGCAUAUCGUUCAUUGGCACGAGUUUUACGUCAAAAAUGACUCAAACACCUUUUCGAAAUAAGUUUUUAUAGAUCUGUUUAGUAGUGAAAUGCAAAUACUUCACAAACCAGUUUAUAUAAAGAACUCUUGUGGUACGAUCCGUACUAGAGAUCAUCACGAUGUUCAACAGGUUCUUUCCAUUAUUCUUCGUAUUUUUGGGCAAAGCCCAAGAACAGGCUGAAAUCAACUACUACGCAGAACUAAUUUCAAAUGUUACCGAAGAAGCAUACACGUAUCAACUACCGAAAGGCGCCUACGAGUACUACUCUCCCAAGAAACGUCAAUAUUUUGGCUCCUACGAUUUUAUCGUCGUCGGUGCUGGUGCUGGUGGUACCGUUGUCGCCAAUCGUCUAACUGAAAUCAAGAACUGGAACGUACUAGUCCUGGAAGCUGGGGGUUAUGGCGAUGACGCGACUGACGUACCUAAUUUGUAUGGACCUAUCGAAUUCACUCGCUACAACUGGGGAUUUAACAGUACACCACAAACGACAUGUUGUUUAGGGCUCCAAAAUCACAUAUGUCCCUACCCGAGAGGCAAAGGCGUCGGAGGUUCCACUCUAAUCAACGGUUUGGCUUAUUCCAGAGGCCACAAAUCCGACUUCCAGAAAUGGGAAAAAUUUGCAAAUAGUAAACGAUGGGGGUACGACUCGGUACUCUACUAUUUCAAAAAAUCGGAGAACUUCGUACACAACGACAAGCAAGCGCCGUAUGAACCACAGUACCACGCUACUGGUGGCUACCUGAAUGUAGAGUACCACGAACCCAGAAGCCCACAACUGAACGCCUACUUGGAAGCUAAUAAAGAAUUAGGUUACGAUAUAGUUGAUUACAAUGCGAAUAAAAUAGGAGCGUCACCCGUCCAACUAAAUACCAUCCAUGGGCGCAGAUUGGACGGUGGUAAAGCCUUCAUCCACCCAGUACGACGACGCAAAAAUUUGAAACUUUUGACCUACAGCUACGUAACGAAACUACGAAUUAAAAAUGGGGUGGUUAGGGGUGUUGAGUUCUCCCAUAAGGGAAACAAUUACGUGGUUCAAGCCACAAAAGAAGUGAUUCUUGCAGCUGGGGUUUUCGGUACUCCACAGAUUCUCUUACUGUCGGGUGUUGGUCCCAGAAAACACCUAGAAGAUCUAAAGAUCGACGUAGUUGCUGACUUAGAAGUCGGGAGUACUCUUAGAGACAACUCAGUGUUUUACGGAAUCUCGAUUAGUACCAAUUACACGGAACCGAUUCGACCGUUGAAGGAGUACGUUAAAGAGUACUUGAAUGGAGUGGGACCCUACGCGAUUCCAAGUAACGACCAAGGAAUAGGGUUCUACGAAUCCAGUUACACGAAAGGUACCGGAAUCCCAGAUAUAGAACUGCAGGUAAUCACGGCCAACGGUACCAGCGCUCUGGCACAACGAAUGUUUUAUCUGACCGACCAAACUUUCGAAGAUUUGUGGAAAUACGUGAACAUUCCACGAACUUUCAAUGUGUGGGUUAUCGAUUUACACGCUCAGUCCGUGGGUACUAUAAGACUAAAAUCGAAAAAUCCGUACGAGUACCCUUUGAUUGAUUCUAAUUUUAUCUCGGAUCCUGAAAAUAGGGAUAUAAAUACGCUUUAUGAGGGGAUUCAACUGAUUUUGAGAUUAUUGGAAACUAAAGCUUUGAAGGCGAUCAAUGCCACGUUGCAGGGGGGUCCACUAAGGGCAUGCAAACGUUACGAGUACCUUUCCAGGGAUUAUUGGUACUGCGCUUUAAGACAGCUGACUAUAAAUUUGUACCAUCCUUUGGGGACUUGUCCCAUGGGAACUGAUCCGAAAAAGGGAGCGGUCGUCGACUCUGAAUUGAGGGUUUUUGGUUUUAAGAAUUUGAGAAUCGCUGACGCCAGCGUUUUCCCAUUGGCUUUGGCUGGACACCCGAAUGCGCCGACGGUUAUGGUGGGAGAACAGGCGGGAGAUUUGAUAAAAUUGACGUACCUUAAAUACGUGGACUAAUUAAAAUUAAAAAAGUCAUUUAUUGUUGCCACAAUAAUGGAAUUUAAAUAUUAUACGUAGUAAAUUAGGGGAGAAUAAUUUCUUCAAUUACACUCUUAUCGUAGAAACGUUAUCUACAAUGAAUGUAGGUUACCUUAUUAUAUUAUGAUAAAAGUAAUUACUUG